Messenger RNA from Prosopis cineraria, 633 nucleotides. Its product is annotated as GDSL esterase/lipase At4g16230-like. Gene Ontology annotation, molecular function: hydrolase activity, acting on ester bonds. Bases 1 to 633 code for a protein of 210 amino acids. The record is from RefSeq and is a predicted model, not a curated record. The transcript has 4 exons. NCBI's taxonomy places the organism in Eukaryota, Viridiplantae, Streptophyta, Magnoliopsida, Fabales, Fabaceae.
AUGGAUAGAUCAGUGAGGCUUAAGACCGUGAUUGGUGGUUUCACAGUUUUGGGCGUGCUAUUGGGAAUGAGCGUUUCAAAGGAGGCACCUGCAAAUUUCGUGUUUGGGGAUUCUCUUGUUGAUGCUGGAAACAACAAUUACCUUCUUUCCCUCUCCAAGGCCAACUUCUUCCCACGCAGCAUCGAUUUUGGUAUACCCACUGGACGCUUCACUAAUGGCAAAACCAUCGUCGAUAUCAUAGGACAAGAACUAGACAUGGGUUAUACUCCACCAUACUUGGCAGCCACUGCAUCUGGGCCAGUGGUUCUUCGUGGUGUCAAUUAUGCCUCUGGGGGUGCUGGAAUUCUCAAUGGCACUGGAAAAAUCUUCGGUGGACGAAUCAACUUCGAUGCACGGAUGGAUAACUUCGCCCAUACCAGGAACGAUAUCAUCUCCAAUAUUGGUUCCCUUGCAGCUCUCAAUUUAUUCAAAAGGGCAAUCGUUUCUGCUCUCAAUGGGACUAACUAUGAUGACUGGAAAGAGUCCCUCAAUAUGUAUCUAACUAUUUCUGAGAAAGAUUUAGCUCUGAGAGAGCCCAAGCCUAUGGAUCUCUCUUCCGAGUCCAGUGCUUCUGAAAUAGCCUUCCAUAAAUAA